Molecule: messenger RNA, 561 nt
Organism: Saprolegnia parasitica CBS 223.65
Lineage: Eukaryota; Oomycota; Saprolegniomycetes; Saprolegniales; Saprolegniaceae
Exons: 2
Coding region: 1-561 (186 amino acids)
Biological process (GO): protein phosphorylation
Molecular function (GO): ATP binding; protein kinase activity
Source: RefSeq, a predicted model, not a curated record
AUGGUUUUCGGCCACGGUGUGGCCAGAGCGCUCGUGGAUGUCCAUGCCCACGGCCUCGUCCACGGGUAUCUCUCGAGCCACAAUGUCUUCUUCAGCCCGGCCUCGAAGGUCCAGGUCGGUGUGCCCGGGACGUCGGCGACCGACGAUGCGCUGCUCGAGUGGACGGCCCCCGAAGUGCUCGCAGGCGACGCGCCGCCGUCGUUCGCGUCGGACAUUUACGCGUUUGGCAUUCUUAUGACCGAGUUUGAUACGUUCAAGCAGCCGUAUGAAGACGACGCGUUCGACGACGAAGUCGCGCUGACGAUUGCGGUCGUUGAUGGCGGCUACCGCCCAGCGCUGCGCGACAACUGCGAGGGGUGGCUUCAAGACCUUGUCGACCGUUGCGUGGACGCUGACCCGAAUUUGCGCCCGACGGCGGUCGAGCUCGCCGCAAGCGGGACACGGCCAAGAAGUCGUGGCACAGGUCGACGGGCGACGGCGAGGUCGCAGAGCGCCUCGUUCCACAUCCGACCAGACUGCAGCAUUUGCAUCUUCGGUCGCCGUUGCAAACUCGGCAUCUAA